Didymodactylos carnosus is the source of this 2734-nucleotide messenger RNA. The record is from the annotation of a GenBank genome assembly. NCBI's taxonomy places the organism in Eukaryota, Metazoa, Rotifera, Eurotatoria, Philodinida, Philodinidae.
AUCAAUGUUAUUACUUGAAAAAACUUGAUGAACUCGCCGGUUUUUACCGGUCUGGAAAUACUUUUAGACCGGCCGGUGACUGGCCGGACCGGACCGGUCUAGUAUUUCCAGACCGGUUACAACUCUGCUUCAACGUUUCGAUUUCGAAUUCUUACCAUAAGCUCGUAGGACAGUAAGUAUUAGUCACUGAAAGCGCCAUCGAAAUCGGAUGUAAAAUAAAAACGUUUUUUUCUGGGGGGGGUCCCUUAAGAAUUUUUAUGAAACAUCCUUCUGGUUUGGAAAUUUUGCUUUUUAAAGAUUUGACCCUCUUUAGACCCUGCUGUAAUACUUGCACAUACGUACUCAGCAAGAGCACUUGAAAAAUUUGCCGGCUGCAUCCCCCCUCAUUUUUUUCAUCGCCACAUCCUUAUAUUUAAUUGAUAUAGAACUCGAACUACGAUCACUUUACUUAAAAUGUUUCUAUUGGACAUCUGUAUUAUACCAUAUUUAUACUAAUAUAUAUGUUGUAGAGAAAGUACAGAAUUAGCGAUUCUACAUAUUCCCUAAUAAGUACUGAGAAAGUAUAGAAUGGGGUUUGAACCUGCUAAUGAAUGAAUAGAAUUUUCAAAUACUAUAUUCUUGACUAGUUGUUUCCUCAGAAAAAGGAUAAAUCUUUUAAAUAUGGUCAUUUCUCGCUCUUUUCACGACAUUUUGCACUCAAGAUGUAGUAUUGAAGCGGUUCAUCCAUUUAGUGUAUAGUGGCGACCGACAACUUCCACAAAUCCAUGGAAAUUGCAGAAUUAGUCUAACCGCGACUCACUCUCAUGUUGCAGUGCCUCCUCUUCCUACUCACAUCCUGGUAGAAUUACAACUCGAGUUAGAAAUUUGCAGAAUUUUGCUGGAAUUCUCCGAGAUUCUGAUUGAACCAGAGUUGCAAUUCUACCAGUAUAUGAGUAGGGAGAGGGGCACUGCAGCGUAACAGUGCGUGGCGAUCAGACUAACUCUGCACUUUUUACGGAAUUGUGGAGGUUGUCGUCACUCGGCACUUAAUGGAUGAACACUGUAUAUUUAAAAGUACAUCAUGAGUGCAAAAUAUCGUGAAAAGAGCGAGAAAUGACCAUAUUUAAAAGAUUUAUCCUUUUUCUGAGAAAACAGCCAGUCAAAAAUAUAGUAUUUGAAAAUUCUAUUCAUUCAUUAGCAAGAUUCAAACCUCAUUCUAUACUUUCUCAGUGCUUAUUAGGAAAUCUAUCGCUAGAUUCUACAGAUUUGCUAAUUCUGUACUUUCUCCACAACAUAUAUACAGAAAUCUCAUGCCCGAAGGAAAAGGAAAAAAUUUUGUUCAAUUCUGAUUGUUAUGUCUUAAUAUUUCACAUAGCUAACAAUAGUUAGGAGCGAAACUUUGGAAUUAUUUCUAACUCGAGUACAACUAGAUACUGUCAGAGUUCGGUCAAAAUCUAAGUUGAAAUCCUACAUUUUUUGCCCAAGGUUAAUCUAACUCCAAAAGUGGAGCUACAAGAUAGCGUCAGAUUAUCAUAGUACCAAAAUCAUCAUCAAGUUCUAAACUGCGAUAUAUCGUUCACACAGGUAACGAGAUCGACUAGUUAAGAAUGAUCAGUAUUUAUACAUGAAUGCAUUUUAAAUUUGUUUCUACUUUACAAAUCAUUUUUUUUCUCGAUGUCCGAUUUUGAUAAAACUGACCAUGAAGUACAACAUAAAUGUAUAUAGAUUAAAAACGCGCCCAUUCGCUAAUGUUUGACUGGCUGAUAACUAAUGAGAUUGCUGAACUAAGUCACUGAAACUAGUUUAACAAUUCGAGCGCAUUCACACAAUACAAAAUUACGAGGACUGCAAUGAAACGAGAUUUAAAUUUAUCGUUUAAACAAGGCUUCAAGAUAAGUUAGAAGUAUAUUGUUAUAAUUAAAGUAGUAGGUCAAUAAUUAUGGAGCUUUACUUCUGAAUAAUAAAUCUCAGAAUGGUACAGAGAUUAAUAAACAAACAAACUCCUAGCUUAACAAUCUAAAAAACCAAACAAAUCUAUUGGGUUGGAUUUUAGAUGUUUAUUGUUAUACCUAUGUUCCACACUCAUUCUGUGUUAUUCACAAGUUUUAAUAAUAACAAAUGAAACUAACUAAUGCGUACUGAAACGACAACAGUGUUUAAACUUGUGGUAUAUUUUGUUUUUAUGUGAACAAAAACAAUUUAUUCUCUGCUUAUUCUUUUCUUCUUUGUAGAUGAGAUGUUUAAAUUUAUUCGAAAAUAUUUACCUGAUUAUGGUUUUGUAAGAUACAUUAUAACACAAUCAAUUCCUGGAAAAGGAUUACUUGGCUCAUAUCGUUUUAUACCAUUUUUUUUUCUUACUGGUGUUGCUUUUGAAUUUUUAUUGUACGGUUUAAAAAUUAACAAUAUUAGCUUUUACGAUACAUUUAAAAAACGUCGCGCAGAAGAGUUUGUACGCAAGAAACAUCAAUUAGACGACUAUCUAACAAAUUUACCACUAGGGGCUUGGAUCAUUUGGUUUUUAUACAUGUAUCGUGCACGAGCAAUUUAUCAUCUUUGUCUUAAUGUUAUUGCAUUAGCAGUCGGUUCACAAAUUACUCACAUUAUAUUGAAUCCGAUGAAAGAUUUUGCACAUUAUAUUCAAUUAGCUGAAAUUGAUUAUCAAAAAAAACUGACACAGGAUAAAUUGAAGCAAGAAGAAGAUAAGAUAGUUCAAGAAUAUCUAUUAGAAAAAAAAAAUUUAAAACAACCAAGUUAA